AUGGAGUACUCGGACGCAUUCAGCUUUCUCAUCAUUGCUCUAAGCUACAAUGUGACGAUUAUAGGAAAGAUUUGGUUAACACUUGUGAUCCUCCUGAGACUUACGGUGAUAUUCUUAGCAGCCUACCCUCUCUACCAAGAUGAGCAGGAACGCUUCAUCUGCAACACAUUGCAACCAGGAUGCUCCAAUGUGUGUUAUGACCUCUUUGCUCCAGUAUCGCAUUUUCGGUUCUGGCUGAUUCAGAGUGUGUCUGUCCUCCUUCCUUAUGUUGUUUUUGGUGUCUGUGUAUCGCACAGUGUGGUCAGGCAGGUUGUAAAGCCCUCUUCCUCCCCUUACUCUCAGUACAAAGAAAUCAAGACUUUAUCUGGCUACAAAAUUACAAAGAAGUCCUUCAAAAGUGCAGCAAGAAAGAGAAAAAGUGGUAGGACAAAUGAAAUGGCUGCCCUGAAUUUUUCCAGGGCUUACGUUGUUCAUCUCAUUCUGAGAAUAUUGAUAGAGGCUGGCUUUGGAACUGGUCAUUAUUAUCUCUUUGGAUUUUUUGUUCCGAAGCAUUUUUCUUGUGACCACUUCCCUUGCACAAGUUUUGUUGAUUGCUACAUCUCCAGACCGACUGAGAAGUCCAUAAUGAUGCUUUUCAUCUGGGGACUCAGUAGCUUCUCCUUUCUCCUUAGCCUUGUUGACCUAGUCUUUGCUUUGCGAACCAGUGCUGUAAGAAAUCAGAGAAAUAAGCUUCUGUUGCAGAAGUUCAAAGAAGAUAGUCCAGGCAAAGAUUUACUUCAUCAUGGAAGCAUGGCCAUCCCUGAUGGUGGUGGAAAAUGCUUGCUUGCUUGUGAGGAUACAGAAGACUCUCCUUUUCCAGCUGCAAUGACCCUUCCGCAGACAAUUGGCUCUCAUCUCAACAGUAACCGUAAUAAGCUAUGUAAUGAAUCUGCCAAUCAAGGUCUGCUUUUUAAUGAAACCAAACAGCAGGAGAAUCCAUAUGAGCAAUCAAGACACGGGCAGCAGUCUUGCUUUAUCAAAGAACCCUUGGCUUUUAAAUCCCAGGAGAUGUGCCAUCAUAGGUCUCAUUCAUCUGCAAGUUACGACAAACCCUCAGUUCAUUAUUCUACCCUGGAGAGAAAGACGUCUGAUAUGGAAUCUGUCUGCAGUAGUUCUGAGUAUUCGAAAUCCAAAAAAUCUGAAUGGGUGUAG
Molecule: messenger RNA, 1191 nt
Organism: Python bivittatus (Burmese python)
Lineage: Eukaryota; Metazoa; Chordata; Lepidosauria; Squamata; Pythonidae
Product: gap junction delta-4 protein-like
Biological process (GO): cell-cell signaling
Cellular component (GO): connexin complex
Molecular function (GO): gap junction channel activity
Source: RefSeq, a predicted model, not a curated record